Protobothrops mucrosquamatus (brown spotted pit viper) is the source of this 363-nucleotide messenger RNA. RefSeq names its product peptide chain release factor 1-like, mitochondrial. The annotation marks the transcript as partial. Lineage: Eukaryota; Metazoa; Chordata; Lepidosauria; Squamata; Viperidae. The record is from RefSeq and is a predicted model, not a curated record. Gene Ontology annotation, molecular function: translation release factor activity. The transcript has 2 exons. Gene Ontology annotation, biological process: translational termination.
GUGGUUUAAGACAUGCAUCUGCCAGUAUAAAAGGCCUUGAAGUAUAUGGACAAUUGAAGUUUGAAGGAGGAGUACAUCGUGUUCAGCGCGUGCCAAAGACUGAGAAGCAAGGCCGCAUUCAUACCAGCACAAUGACUGUAGCAAUAUUACCACAGCCGAGUGAGAUAACUCUGACAAUUAAUCCUAAAGACUUACGUAUUGAGACUAAAAGAGCCAGUGGAGCUGGUGGCCAGCAUGUGAAUACUACUGAUAGUGCUGUGCGGAUUGUCCAUAUUCCCUCAGGUAUUAGAUCAGGACUUUCAAAUGAGUUCCUUGUUGUUGUUGUUUUGAAAUAUGCUCCCAUGUUUUAUAUGAUGAUGCUCA